Molecule: messenger RNA, 843 nt
Organism: Adineta steineri
Lineage: Eukaryota; Metazoa; Rotifera; Eurotatoria; Adinetida; Adinetidae
Source: the annotation of a GenBank genome assembly
AUGGAAAUCUGCAAUUGGCAAAUUGCUAAUCUCAAUAUUCAAGAUAUGGUUCUUUUUGCUACGCUAGCCUAUAAACCAGUAGAUAAUGUUAAACAAGAGUUAAAUGCUUUUUAUAACAACACAAAUCUUAAUUUUACAUUAGUCGAAUCUUUAAGUCAAUACUAUGCAAUCGGUUAUGGAAAUGUUACCUAUUACACGGUCACUACAAAUAAUGUCGUUAUCGUUGCUAUUCGAGGGACUGCUCUAAAUUAUGAGGCUUUUGUCAACGGUGAUAUAUGGAUAGAAUCAGCCGUCUAUCAGCUAAUAUCAUUAUUAUUUCCAUGGUCUAAACUCUUUCCUGAUUACAUAAGUUCACGUAUAAUUCGACAUAUGUCAAUCAUUGAUAGGCUAGCUCAAGAUGGAGAACAACAUCGAUUGUAUGUACAGAAGGUAAUCGAUGUUCUAAAGAAAGUUGACCAAGUUUACGGAAAGACACAUACAUUCAUUGUCGUUGGACAUUCUCUAGGAGGUGGAUUAGCUAAAUUAGCUGGUAUUGCCUUAAAUACAACCGAUGCUCUAGUUAGUAUUAGUGGUCCGGGUAUAACUUAUACGCAUGCUAAACUAUAUGAAACUAGCCAUGUUGAUAUGCAAUCAAUCAAUCGACGUACAGUUAAUCUCUACAAUGAUCGAGAUGUUGUUCCAUGGAUAGAUAAACAAGAAGGUCUAAUUCAAUUAAUAACAUGUCCAAAAACAUUUUCAAAUCUACAAUGUCAUUCUAUGCCACCUAUCUUAUGUAAUGUUAUCAAAAUGUGUGGUAAUACAAGACAAUUUCGCGUCGACAAGAAUAUUUGUAUGCCAAAAUAG